AUGGGAAGAAUAGCAGUCAAUAUAAGAGCAUCUCCAAUGGGAGGUGCCAAUAGGAGUGCCAAUGCUACGUGGCAUGACAUGGACCAACACUCUCGUUGGCACCCCAUUGAGAUCUUUGUCUUAACAAGAUGCAUUCCUGAAAAUACUCUUUCCACGCUUGCUGUUGCCACUGGCAAGAUCAAAGACAAUGUUAGUAACUUGUAUACCAGAGGAUACACUUUGUCCCUUCCUAGUUCAACCAUUUUUUUGGCAAGAGCGACUGAAGAUCAUAGAGCAUGGGAUGCAGAUGUGUUGAAUGAUUUGUUUAACGAGCGUGACAGAGCAUUGAUCGAGCAGAUUCCAAUACCUAGUCGAAGUAGACCUGAUUCAUGGUACUGGCCUUUGGAUGAUAAAGGUAUGUUUACUGUCAAGAGUUGUUACAGAAGUAUUCGAGGAGAGUGUACAAAUACUGAAGGUGGAUUUUGGAAGCAGUUGUGGAGUCUUCAGUUGCCUGGUAAGAUUAUAAAUUUAUUGUGGAGGGCUUGUAAAAAUGUGUUACCCACGGCUUCAGAGUUAAUUAAAAAGCAUGUCAAUAUCGACUUGAUGUGUCCAUGGUGCCGUUCACAACCUGAAACUCCAGUGCAUAUGCUGUUUAUGUGUACAUUUGCUAAGGAGAUGUGGAGUAAGAUAGGAUUUCAAGAUAUUAUUCCUGUAGACGAAAAUGUAACAGUGCUACAAGUUUUGAUUAAUGCUUUCAGGGGUAGUAAUCGAGAUAAACGAGCUCUCAUCGGUUUGUUUUAUUGGAGUAUCUGGUUUAGACGCAAUACUUGGGUGUGGGAUAAGCAGUCCAUAUCAGUGUUUGGGGUACAUUCUAUGGCUUUGCAAUUGCUACAAGAUUGGAGACGCAGUCAGGAGUGUAGUGAGGGUAGUGAUCAUCGAAGCGAACGAACACAAAUUCGACGCUGGUGUAGACCUCGGGAAGGGUGGAUUAAAGUAAAUAUAGAUGCUGCUUGUCAUCAUCAGUCAGAGUUUAUAGGAAUGGGUUGUGUUGCUAGAGAUGACAGGGGUAGUUUUGUACGUGCUUGA
This is a messenger RNA of Daucus carota subsp. sativus, 1065 nucleotides long. RefSeq lists its product as uncharacterized. The transcript has 3 exons. The record is from RefSeq and is a predicted model, not a curated record. Bases 1 to 1065 code for a protein of 354 amino acids. NCBI's taxonomy places the organism in Eukaryota, Viridiplantae, Streptophyta, Magnoliopsida, Apiales, Apiaceae.